Molecule: messenger RNA, 5768 nt
Organism: Aedes albopictus (Asian tiger mosquito)
Lineage: Eukaryota; Metazoa; Arthropoda; Insecta; Diptera; Culicidae
Gene: Kcmf1
Product: E3 ubiquitin-protein ligase KCMF1
Exons: 5
Coding region: 908-2503 (531 amino acids)
Biological process (GO): synaptic signaling
Cellular component (GO): plasma membrane
Molecular function (GO): zinc ion binding
Source: RefSeq, a predicted model, not a curated record
CGGAUCAUCGUUCAUGCAACCACAAAAGUCAUCAUCCAUCAGAAGAAACAGAACACACAAUCGCGAAAACCGUGCGUGGAAUGUCUUUUUCGUCAUCCGAACCGAGUUUGUAAUAAUAAUUCCUUUUUCUGCGUGUUUUGACUCAUCGUUCAGGUUUCAAUUUGCUGCAAAAACGUUCAUCGGUUUGACCUGUGCAAGAAAUCGCGUAAAUUUGAUCGAUUACUCCAGUUUGGGGCUGUGAAAUUUGGAUUUUUCCGAAGGGUUUUCGACGGUGGAAAAUUCGUUAGUGUGUGACAAAAGGGAAGAAAAAUUUUGCAAAACGCGAUUAUGUGAUUGCCCGUCGUUCGCCGUCGUUUUGCUGCUGGGCCGUUGCGAGAGAGUGUGUGCGUGAGAGCGAGCGCAGUGAUUCUUUUUCUCGCUCGAUCAUUGUGUGGUUCGGUUUUUCGAUUUUUGUCGUCGUCCGUCGGGAAAGUCGGGGGAGCUGCCAAAGAGAAUAAAGAGGCCCCAUCGUGUGAAAAGAGUGAUCUAAAAGUGGUGAAAAUUUACGCCAGAAUCCCGCACGGGUGGGAGAAUCGCGCGUGAUUUAGUGCACAAGCGGAAGCCAUUGGCCGUUCGAUCGGUGAAAGGUGCUAGGCAGCGAAAAAUAAUAGAGCCCUGCUGGCUGUUGGGUGACACAUUACCACCGUCGUGAGGAGGACCAGCAGGAAAAAGUAACAAGAAGACUACUCAAUACACACAAUCGGAUCGGAGCUGCAGCAGCUUGCAAGCGCUGGGGGAAACGAAGAAGAAGCAGAAGCCAAAGCAUUCAGAGCACAGUGUCCCCAAAUACCCCCCGGUCGGAGAGUGUGUGCGAGCGUGACGCAGCUGUGUGUGUGCAUUUGUACGCGCGGCCUCGAAGUGAAAAAUAAUGAGUCGCCAUGAAGGUGUAAGCUGUGAUUCGUGUUUGAAAAGCAACUUUCGUGGACGUCGUUACAAGUGUUUGAUCUGCUACGAUUACGAUCUAUGCGCCAACUGUUAUGAGGAGGGAGCCACCAGCACACGUCACUCCGCAGACCACCCGAUGCAGUGUAUCCUGACGAGGUCCGACUUCGAGCUGUACUAUGGCGGCGAGGUGCUCACACCAGAUCAGCCACAGUCUUUUACCUGCCCGUACUGUAAACGAAUGGGACUGAGCGAUUCCGCACUGCUGGAGCACGUCAGUUCCGAUCACACCGACACAGGCCUGGAAGUGGUAUGUCCAGUCUGUGCAGCGAUACCUGGAGGUGAUCCCAACCUGGUGACAGACGAUUUUGCGGGUCAUCUCAGCCUAGAACACCGGAGCGGUUCGCGGGAUCUUAUCUCAUUUCUGGACGAACCAUCCGCAAUCCGACAUGGAGGCGUACGGAGGAUGCCACAUUCGGGUCGGGCGCUGGGAGGGCCCCGCUCGAGGCGGUCCAAUAUGCACUUCAGCUCAUCGGGCGGAGGUCUCUCCACGCUGUCACCCUCCGGACGGGAAUCCGUGGAUCCCAUCGCCGAACUCCUGCAGCAGUUAUCGAGCGUACGCCGUGGCGGUGCCCCACAGCCAUCGCAGCUCCAACAGCUCCAGAUGCAAAUCCAGCUGGAACGGCAGCAAGUUACGGCCGCUCGUCAACAGCUAGAGCGAUUACCGCGACGUCAGCAGCAACCAGUAGUGUCCUCCGCGACAAAUGCAACCGGUGGCAGUAAUGCGGCCGCCAAUGCCAGCUCAUCGUCCCAGCAGUCCAGUUCGAUUAUCACACUCAAUGCCACGGGUUCCCGUGAUGCACCGAUCGCAUCGUCGUCCUCGCUUCCGAUGGUAUCGUCCGGUAUGGGCACGUGCAACAUCCUUGGCGGCGUGUCGGCUGCUGCGGCGGCGGCCGCUGCACAGCAGCAGUCGCAGUUCUUGAUGGCACGCUUCAUGGUACCGAGCCUCGAUGAUGCCGAACUAGCACAACUGGAGCGUGAUAGAGCUGAUAGAUCACAAUUCGUUCAAGCUUUAAUGUUAUCAACCAUCGCCAACAUCCAGUCGUUCAACAAGCCCGCCGACGAGGAGGUGACUGAUGAGUUGAAUUCAUUGAGUUUAGGCAUUGGCAGUAAUAACACUAGUACCGUGAAAAAGAAUGUAAAGAAGUCGUCCGGCAGCGAUACUGACGAGCAGGAUGGUGCAGCAAAUUACAACAGCAAAGACGAGGGCAAUUGUGAUAAUUUAAAACAGGUGGAAAGCGACGGUAGUUUUACGGACGAGCUGCAGAGUUUGCAUGCCCCACAGGUGCUACCACGAGGUGGUUCCGGUCAGCAGCAUCCGGGAAAGGGUAAAUCUUCAUCAAAAUCAGGCGGCGGUGGAGGCGGAGGGGGAGGAGGCGGUGGCGGCGGAGGUAUCGACAGACGUUCACGCCAGCAUCAGCAAGCGGCCAAUGCUGCUAAAGCUCGCGAACUAAAACAGGCCAACUCUUCGGCCAACACGCCGUCAUCGAUGUCGUCGAAACACGUUCCCGAUUCUAGGUAGUGUUGUACAGCGAACAUUAUUUAAAAUCACAGAGAGGUAAAAAAUAUACAAGAUUAUUAUCAUCUAAAUAUUGUACUGAUAAUUCACGCAGUGUAACCGCAAGUAGCGCAAGACGAGACUUUAAAGAAAAAAAAGAAGAUGAAAAAACUACGAAUGAAAGAUUAAACUUUAAUUAAAUUAUGAAUAUGAACAACAAAACAUAAUUGCAAACAUAUAUAACACCUUAGGCAUUAUCAUUACUGUGUAAACAGACAAAACAAGUAAAUAGAGAACAUUAUAACAGAACAAAAACACUACUGCAAAAUAAUAUUUAUGGAUGCAACAGCAAAAGUCACCAACCAGUACGUUCUAAACUCUACUUACUCGAUCCAACAAACAGCCGUAGUGGGCUUUGUCCGUUUGUCUGUCAGUGUGGUGUUGAUAAAAGAGUGAAAACGAGAGUGUCAAAGCCAGGAGGCUGCUUAAUGUCGCCCCAGCCGGCGAUGAUGGAUUGAUUGAUGCACCGCAGAAAAAAGAAAAUAUAAGCAAAACGUCUGUUACUCAGCAGUGGUUACGCAAAACAAAACAAUACGAAACCGAACAUCUUUGCAUUGAAAGUUGUUUCUUUGCCCAAGAACACACACAAACAUUUAUACAUACACGAAAGUGCUAAACAAAGAAAAGGAAAGGUGUGUCGCCAACUGUUUUCAUGAAUUCAAACACGAUCACCAUGUUGCACCGAUGGAAAAGCGAUCUAAAACGGCUAAUUUUCGGGGAUAAUGAUGGUCCUGAACGUUUGAUCAUGUUCUCUAUGCUUCAAUGACCAACAAUGUGUGAAGAAGUAGGCAUUUUGGCGAGCCUGUUUCGAUCUCCUGGCGAUGUGUUCUGUAUGCCAUUUGGGUGUUCGUCAAAAUGCUGCUUUCACCUUUCGAUCAACACCUGUCCGUUCCUAUGGAUGGUCCCGUUCUUAACCUUGCUGGAAGAGAUGGGAGAAAUUCCCUUCCCAGCAGAACACAAUUUAGUAGAACAAGGUGCAUACAGGUAUUUUAAGUAGCUACCUAUAUCUAUGGUAGUUGCGAAGUGUUCCUGGAUCAACAUCUUGCAGAAUUCCUCAAAAUAUUUCAACGGAAUUCCCUGAAAUUGAAAUGUGGUUUUAACCUGUCUUAACACAUUUCCUCCAGUUCCAGUUAGCCUAGUGGUUAAGGCUAUGGAUUGCCAAUCCGGAGACGGCGGGUUCGAUUCCCGUUCCGGUCGAGAAAAUUUUCUCGACUCCCUGGGCAUAGUGUAUCAUUGUACUUGCUUCACAAUAUUUAAAAUCAUGCAAUGGCAGGCAAAGAAAGCCCUUCAAUUAACCCUCUAAUACCCAAUCCCGCCUUUAGACGAGGUAUAGUUUGAGCAUUUUUGUAAUUUUUGUUUCGUGGAAAAUCAAUUUUUUGAUAUUUUUGGCUGAUAUUUAGGACUGUUCUGUAUAUCUCAAAAUGGUUUUCGGUGUAUUUUAAAGCGUAUUUACAUUUUUUAAAAAUCAUUGAAAAAUUGAUGUUUUAGUCACCUUUUAGAAGUCAUUGUUUAUUUUGUAUUGAAUCGCUACAAUUAACAUAUUUUAAAUUUUUCCCAAAUCAUUCAAUCGUUGUUUAAUAGUUUAAGAGAAUCGAAUACACUCUAAAAUUAUUUUCCUUAAAAUUACACGGAAAAUAAAAUUUUCUGUGAAAAAAAUUUAAAAUAAUAAUAUUUCAAAAAUAAUCAUAAAAUCUCAAAAUGUUUUCAUCUCAAAAAAUCCGUUCCCCAAAUUGGCUUCCAGGAAAAAUAUAAAAGUGUGGGGAUGUUUAAAAAUAAAAAUUAAAAAAAUCAAAAACUGAAAUUCACGAAAUCGAGAAUUAAAAAGAAUCAUCUUCCAAAACAUGUUUAAAUCGAUUUUAGAUGACGAAAAAUGAUAUUUAGAUCAGAAUCAAAAAUUUGGGUAUUAGAGGGUUAAUAACUGUGGAAGUGUACAAAGAACUCUAAGUUGAAACGAGGCAGGCCAAGUCUCAGUGGGGACAAUAUGUAGCAUUUUGGAAUUGUGACUUUUCGAAUCGUGGUCAGGGGUUCCUGUUGGUCGGUGUUUUUUUUUCUCUCAAUCGACAACGGGCAAUUUUUUAGAAUGUAGAAAUUCAACGAACUUGUGGGAUCGUUGUUAUCCGCAAUAAUUAGGUACUAUUUUGGAUCGCUUUUUUCAACGUGCAUGGUUCUUACGGGAAUCAUACAGCGCAGCGGAUGGCACUUUGCAUGUCUAGGGUGUGAUAGUGAUAAUCUUCCUCCUCCGUUGAAGAAGAGAGAUAAAUUUCAUCGGGACAUCAUCAUUUUGGUUGGAAAGGGUUUGAUGACAUUACCUAUAUAGCGAAUGGGAUGCAAAUAGGAUAUUAAUUUUUAAUUGCAACAAGGAUAGAAAGGCAGUGAAAAUGAAGCAUCUAGAACGUAGAGCAUGGGAUAGGCCAACAACUUGAAUGCGAAACGAUCAACUGAAAUUUAUGAGGGAAAUACAUGAACUUUAGGAAGAGUUUCUUAAAAGGUUACUUCAUGUUUCUAAAUUCCGGUUGUAGUGAUGGUUCUUGAGCGCACUACCGUUUUGGAAAUUGUAGGACCAACAGUUCAUUCAUUCGCCAAGAACUAUUACUAAACCUGGUGUUUCAAAUCGAAUGUUUCCUUCGGUUUUAUUUUUUUUGAUACUUUCGCAGCACAUAUACACCCAAACAUUUACGCUUAGGUAUAAUUGACAUUCUUGCGGGAAAAAUUGCAAAAAAGUUAAUGCUAGGUGACGAUAGUAAAACAAAAUGGUCCUUGAAUAGAAGAAAAUUCGUUGUUAUUAGUGUUUAUUUCUUUCAUUUACUAGUAGGUAGUACCUAUGUAUGUUCCUUAGGAAGUUUCCAGCUAAACAAGGAAAAAUCUUCUCUCAGUUCUUCUAUCGGCAGCAUCUUCUUCCAGUCAAUUUGUGGGUGAGAAUUUGUAUGACACAUUUUUUUUCUUUCUCCAAACAUACGUAGUCGAUACCAUCAGCUACUGCUACCAAUAUGCAACGCUUCGUACUCUAAAUUUUCCUUUUUUGAAGUUUCAACCAAUUAUUUAUUUAUUUGCAUGGGUACCAAACCACAUCAAAACGCUAGACACGGUGAGUUUCGUAAUCGUAAAACGCAGAAUUAUUAUUAAACUAAAAUAUAGUGCUUGUAUAGAAAUUUGAAUUUUAAUAAAAAUGAUCAAUAAUUACAAACAAAUAAAAUUCAAUGUUGAAAAUAAAUAAAAAUAAUAUACUAAA